AUGGUACCGAAACUAGAAGCCAUCAAAGGUGGUGGGGGAUCCAUUAAGGUUGGAGCUACUGGAACAAUCAGUGCCCUCAUGACAAGGGAGCUUGAGUCCGCCAAAUCUUCUCCGCAAACAUCAAGUCCUCGAGCUCUUAAGCUUCGAACCGCUUCUGUUUCAGUUCCAUGCAGUGUUAGCACCACUCCUAGAAGGCUACAGGCAAAAAAGCCUAUGGAUGAAGCAAGUACCAGUGGCAGCAGAACCCCUGAGACAUUGAGGAAGGCUAAACAACAAGCGAAAGGAAGCCAUCGAGUGCCGAUGCUUGGCUCAGAUAAUUUGACUCUGGAGAGAACUCCUGUUAGAGAGAAGAGGAGCAAUAAGAAGGUGAUUAACCUAGUUGAAGUUGUGGACAUCAAAUGUGGUAGCCCUGAUGGAACAUGGGCGACCCCUCUAACAAGCAAACUCAAGAAGCUUGGUUUCUCAAAGCUAUCCGAGAGUGUCGCCUAG
This is a messenger RNA of Linum tenue, 489 nucleotides long. The record is from the annotation of a GenBank genome assembly. NCBI's taxonomy places the organism in Eukaryota, Viridiplantae, Streptophyta, Magnoliopsida, Malpighiales, Linaceae.